UUUUUUUUUUUAUUAAUUUUUUUCUGGGAGAGAUGCAGAGCUGCGCCAAGUCCUGGGGCCGGGUCUUCUUGACCAAGUCGGUGACUCCCAGCGCCCCGUGCCGGCGUCUGAGCGAGCAGAGCGGCGUGGUUUGGAAACUUCCGAGCAGGGUCCGGCACCGCUCAGCGGCAGCGUCCCUAACAACAGCAGCAGCAGCCCGGGCUCUCAGGACGUCCGCAGCCGCCUCCUCCAGGCGGAUAGAGAGGAUUUUACCCAGACACGAUGACUUCGCGGAGCGGCACAUCGGUCCAGGUGAGCGGGAAAAGAGAGAAAUGCUGGAUGCUCUGGGACUGGAGUCAGUCGACCAACUGAUAGAAAACACAGUUCCAGCCUCCAUCCGGAUUCAGCGGAGUUUGAAGAUGGAUGAUCCGAUUUGUGAAAAUGAGGUUCUGGAGGCUCUGCAGAAGAUCGCAUCAAAGAAUAAAAUUUGGAGGUCCUACAUUGGGAUGGGCUACUACAACUGCUCUGUCCCACCACCCAUCCAGCGUAACCUGCUGGAGAAUGCUGGCUGGGUGACUCAGUACACGCCUUACCAGCCUGAGGUCUCCCAGGGUCGCCUGGAGUCUCUACUCAAUUAUCAGACCAUGAUCUGUGACAUCACAGGCAUGCCUGUGGCCAACGCUUCGCUGCUCGAUGAAGGAACAGCUGCUGCUGAGGCCAUGCAGCUCUGCCACAGACAGAACAAAAGACGGACAUUUUACAUUGACCCACGUUGCCAUCCCCAGACCAUUGCCGUGGUGCAGACCAGAGCCAACUACAUUGGUGUGAAAACUGUGCUGAAGCUGCCUCACGAGGUAGACUUCAGUGGGAAGGAUGUGAGUGGCAUCCUCUUUCAGUAUCCAGACACUGACGGGAGGGUGGAGGACUUCACUGCCCUCGUAGACCGUGCGCACAAGGGAGGGGCCAUGGCUUGCUGCGCCACAGAUCUGCUCGCCCUCUGCGUGCUGCGGCCCCCAGGAGAGUUCGGGGUCGACAUCGCGCUGGGCAGCUCCCAGAGGUUCGGAGUCCCCCUUUGCUAUGGCGGCCCACACGCUGCCUUUUUCGCCGUCAAAGACAACCUGGUCCGGAUGAUGCCUGGCAGAAUGGUUGGCGUCACCAGGGAUGCAGCUGGUAAGGAAGUGUAUCGUCUCGCACUGCAGACCAGAGAGCAACAUAUUCGGAGAGACAAGGCAACCAGCAACAUUUGCACUGCACAGGCUCUACUGGCCAACAUGGCGGCCAUGUACGCUCUGUAUCAUGGUCCUCAGGGUCUCCAACACAUCGCUGAGAGGACACACAACGCUGCUCUGAUCCUUGCAGAAGGUCUGAAGAGAGCAGGCCACCGGCUGCACAGCGACAUGUUCUUCGACACUCUGAAGGUGAACUGUAGCGUGGCCGCAAAAGACAUCCUGGAGAGAGCCGUGCAGAGGCAGAUAAACCUGCGAGUCUUCUCCGAGGGAGUGCUGGGCGUCUCUCUGGACGAGACGGUGACAGAGAGGGACUUGGACGAUCUGCUCUGGGUCUUCGGCUGUGAAUCUUCAGCUGAGCUGAUUGCUGAAAAGAUGGGCGAGCGAGUGAAGGGGAUUAUGGGAAGUCCUUUCAAGAGGACGAGCAAGUUCCUCACACACCAGGUCUUCAACAGUUACCACUCAGAGACCAACAUUGUUCGGUACAUGAAGCGUCUGGAGAACAAGGACAUUUCUCUGGUGCACAGCAUGAUACCACUGGGCUCCUGCACCAUGAAGCUAAACAGUUCAUCUGAGCUCAUGCCAAUCACUUGGAGGGAGUUUGCCAACAUCCACCCGUUUGUGCCUCUGGACCAGGCAGAGGGCUACCAGAAGCUUUUCAGGCAGCUGGAGAAGGAUCUGUGCGAGGUGACGGGCUACGACAAGAUCUCCUUCCAGCCCAACAGCGGCGCUCAGGGAGAAUAUGCCGGCCUGGCUGCCAUAAAAGCCUACCUGAACUCCAAGGGAGAGGGCUCAAGGAGCGUCUGCCUGAUCCCCAAAUCUGCCCACGGCACCAACCCAGCGAGCGCUCAGAUGGCGGGCAUGAAGGUUCAGGUGGUGGAGGUGGACAAAGACGGCAACAUCGACCUGCCACACCUGAAGACACUGGUGGACAAACACAAGGCGAGCCUGGCAGCCAUUAUGAUCACCUACCCGUCUACGUUUGGUGUCUUUGAGGAGAAUGUCCGAGACGUUUGUGACCUCAUUCAUGAAAACGGCGGCCAGGUGUACUUGGAUGGUGCCAACAUGAACGCCCAGGUGGGUUUGUGUCGUCCUGGAGAUUAUGGUUCCGAUGUGUCUCACCUGAACCUGCACAAAACCUUCUGCAUCCCUCAUGGGGGAGGAGGACCUGGCAUGGGACCCAUCGGAGUGAAGGCCCACCUCGCCCCCUUCCUGCCGAGCCACCCGGUGGUGGCCAUGCAGUCGGUGAACAGCAGCAGCUCACUGGGCACCAUCAGCGCCGCUCCGUGGGGCUCCAGCGCCAUCCUGCCGAUCUCGUGGGCUUACAUCAAGAUGAUGGGAUCCAAGGGACUGACUCACGCCACAGAAGUGGCCGUCCUCAACGCCAACUACAUGGCCAAGAGGCUGGAAGGUCACUAUAAAAUCCUCUUCAGAGGCAGGAAAGGUUUUGUUGCGCACGAGUUCAUUCUUGACGUGAGGCCRUUUAAGAAGUCCGCCAACAUCGAGGCAGUUGACGUGGCCAAGAGACUGCAGGAUUACGGUUUUCACGCACCCACCAUGUCGUGGCCGGUGGCCGGCACGCUUAUGAUCGAACCCACCGAGUCGGAGGACAAGGCUGAGAUGGAUCGAUUCUGCGACGCCCUGCUCGGAAUCCGACAGGAGAUCACGGACAUCGAGGAGGGAAGGAUGGACUCGCGCAUCAACCCGCUCAAGAUGGCUCCUCACUCGCUGGCAUGUGUCUCCUCCUCAAACUGGGACAGACCAUACUCCAGAGAGUACGCCGCAUUCCCCUUGCCUUUCAUCAGACCCGAGACCAAAUUCUGGCCCACCAUCUCCAGGAUUGACGACAUCUACGGCGACCAGAAUCUCGUGUGCACCUGCCCGCCCAUGGAAGUCUAUGAGUCCCCGUAUGAGGAGAAGAGGGCCUCCUCCUAGACUUUUUUUUUUUUUUUUUGUUGCUCCGUCCCAACGUCCAACCUGCGCUCAAAGCGCUAAAAACCUCCCAGGCUUUCACUGCCGGUGAACUCUGUGUAAAUAUAAAAUCACAUCAGUUGGAUCRUUUAUUAGCUCUGUAUUAAUUGUGGUUAAAUCAGCUACGAGCAACAAUCCUGGUCUUGUCUGAGGGGUGGACGUUGGGACUGAGUUCUCUCUCUCUCACCAGGGUUGGGGGGCAGGGCUCACCCCAACUUAAACUAUUCCAACAGAACUAUUUUUUUCUGCUUUGAAAAGCCACACCCCCGGCAAAUAAACUUCAAAAAUCCAUUUUGAUCCCCAACAUUUAUAGUCCCCCCCCMUCCUCUGUUUUCCUGUAAAAUAACUGCCUUUUCCGUUUUUAGACCCAGAUUCCUGACAAAUGUUUUAGUUCUCGUAGGCUUUUGUUAAUAUUUGUCUCAUUUGAAGCUGUCCAUGUGAUUUCUGUGAAUCGAGGAUAGUUGUAAUUUUAAGRAACUGUUUUCUAAUCUAAAUAGUUUUCUAUGUUGGAAAAAUGUCUGUAUUAAACGUUUGUCUUUA
Molecule: messenger RNA, 3716 nt
Organism: Austrofundulus limnaeus
Lineage: Eukaryota; Metazoa; Chordata; Actinopteri; Cyprinodontiformes; Rivulidae
Gene: gldc
Product: glycine dehydrogenase (decarboxylating)
Biological process (GO): glycine decarboxylation via glycine cleavage system
Cellular component (GO): mitochondrion; glycine cleavage complex
Molecular function (GO): glycine dehydrogenase (decarboxylating) activity; lyase activity; pyridoxal phosphate binding
Source: RefSeq, a predicted model, not a curated record